AUGGGUGACAAGCGCAAGCUCGUGCAGGAUGAGGUCGUUGAGCCCGAGGGCAAGAAGAUGAAGAAGGAGAAGAAAGAAAAGAAGGAAAAGAAGGAAAAGAAGGAAAAGCGCAAGGAGCGCGCUGAGUCCGAGGCCGUCGCCGCUACUGAAACUGCUGCUCCCGCACAGGAAGAGGUGAAGGAGAAGAAGGACAAGAAGGACAAGAAGGAGAAGAAGGAGAAGAAGGAGAAGUCCGAGAAGUCCGAGAAGAAGGAGAAGAAGGAGAAGCGCAAGGUCGAGGAGGCCGCCGCUGAGCCUGCCGCCGAGCCUGUUGCUCCCUCCGAGGACGCCAUGGAUGUGGAUGUGGCUCCCGCCGAGCAGGUCGAUGCUGAACAGGCAAAGAAGGACAAGAAGAAGGAGAAGAGAGAUAAGAAGAAGCAGCAGAAGAAGGCCGAGGCCGCCGCUGAGACCAAAGAAGAGCCUACUGCUGAAUCUGCUGAAUCUGCUGAAUCCGCUGAAUCUGCGGAGGCCGCGCAGUCCCAGAAGGGUGCUCGCUUUAUCUGCUUCGUCGGAAACCUUCCCUACUCCGCCAACCUUGAGUCCUUGACCAAGCACUUCGAGAAGAACCCCCCUGCCACAAUCCGCGUCGCCACCAAGAAAGAAGACCCCAAGAAGUGCCGUGGCUUUGCAUUCAUCGAGUUCGACAACUAUGACCGCAUGAAGACCUGCCUCAAGCUGUACCACCACUCCAAUUUCGACGACGGAAAGUACCCGCCCCGACGCAUGAACGUCGAGCUGACUGCUGGCGGCGGCGGUGCCAAGUCUGAACAUCGCAAUGCCAAGAUCCAGGCCAAGAACGAGAAGCUCAACGAGGAGCGCCAGCGCCAGGCCAAGGAUAUCCAGAAGGACAAGAAGAAGUUUGAGAGGAAGACCGGUGAGGCUGGCGCCACUGGUGCCAACGCUGCUACCACAGACGGUGCUGCUGAGGAUCAGUGGGCUGGUCUGCACCCUAGCCGCCGCGGCCGUGUUUAA
Penicillium paradoxum is the source of this 1011-nucleotide messenger RNA. RefSeq lists its product as uncharacterized. The record is from RefSeq and is a predicted model, not a curated record. The transcript is spliced from 3 exons. NCBI's taxonomy places the organism in Eukaryota, Fungi, Ascomycota, Eurotiomycetes, Eurotiales, Aspergillaceae. Gene Ontology annotation, molecular function: RNA binding. Bases 1 to 1011 code for a protein of 336 amino acids.